GCUAGGCGAGCAUUAUAACGUGUGUUACAAAGUGACGCAUGUUUGUCUCUGAAGUAAAGGCUGGACUACAAUAGAGCUGUUUGUGAACACUGUUUUCUGCUGGAGAAGGUAUACUGUCUGAGAUGAAGCUGAACGUGUUGUUGGGGGUCGGGGCUCUGCUUGCCGUCUUCCUCCCUCGCUCUGCUGACUGUCGCCCCGCCGAUGCAGAUGCCGCUGUUGCCACGCCAACAGGCCUACACCUCCCCCGGCCGCUGCUGCUCCCGCGGCCGCUGCUGCUCCACCUCGGGGAGGAGUUCUCCCUCCGGCUGGGGGGAGGCUCUGCUGCCUCCUCUCCCUCUCCCUCUUCCUCUUCCUCUUCCUCUUCCUCAGCGGUGAACGUGGCGCUGCUGCGGCUGACGCAGCGCCUCCUGCAGGCGCGCGCCGAGCAGCAGGAAGAGGAGAAGGAGAAGCGGUCCGAGGAGUCUCCCAUCUCUCUGGACCUGACCUUCCACCUGCUGAGAGAAGUUCUGCAGAUGGCGCUCGCUGAGCAGCAGGCGCUGCAGGCCGACAGCAACCGCAGGAUGAUGGACACGGCCGGGAAAUGAUCCAGGACGCUCUGCACCUCCUGUCCCUCGCCGUAACCAGAGCCCAUCUACGGAGAGCCAUUUCACUUCCCAUUAAGCCCCAUUGUACCGAAUUUGGUUGCAGUUCCCCCAUAGUUCCACUGGGGGUGAUUGCAGGCGAGUGCUAAAUGAAUGGGAGUCUAUGGAGCUAGUCGGCUAAAUUUGUCUCUUUCGCCUGAUUGUCGUUGAGAAAUCUCAGAUUUGAUUGUAGUUUUUGCAAGUUCAACAUGGAUUAUAGGUCGAAAGUUGAAUGAACCAGUACUUAUGUCCUUUGAAUUGCUUACAGGUUGAGUUGUUGUUGCCCAUAACACGCUAGCAUUCUGCUAAUGAAUGCUGAUUGGUCAGUGAAGGACUGAUUACGACCAGAGGUCCUGCUUGAUGGCAUCCACAUUCUCUGAAGUGACUCAGAGCCGUAAAGCAGUAUAUCUGGCCGUACAUAUGUGUAUGACGUCAUUGACAUUUUAAAAAGGCUUUUUAGAACAAACAAAAAAAACACUUCUUCUACAAAUCUAACACCCAGCAGUGUGUAUUUUCUCAGCCUCCCCUUUCGAAUGCAACAUUAAAAUUACUAGACAAAAAAUUAUAUCCUGAGAAAAGUGGACUUUGAGGGCUAUAACGCUAUAGAGUCCCAUUCAUUCUGCACUGGCCCGUGAGCUCCAUAGACCUUCAUUCAUUCUGCACUGGCCCGUGAGCUCCAUAGACCUUCAUUCAUUCUGCACUGGCCCGUGAGCUCCAUAGAGUCCCAUUCAUUCUGCACUGGCCCAUGAGCUCCAUAGACCACCAUUCAUUCUGCACUGGCCCGUGAUCUCCAUAGACCACCAUUCAUUUUGCGCUGGCCCGUCAGCUCCAUAGACCUCCAUUCAUUCUGCACUGGCCCUUGAGCGCCCCCUCUAGUGGAAAGAGAGUGGAACUGCAACCAGUUCAGAAGCCGGAAGUGUCCCGAGAGAGUGGAUCCAUUAUUAGAUAUUCUCUGCCGUAACCUCGGGACUUUCUACUUCCUGUCCAGUGUUUUUAUCAUUUUAUGGUUUUCAUUAAAGCUGCAACUGCUGAUUAUUAAACUGAUGUUGCCCUAA
Perca fluviatilis (European perch) is the source of this 1675-nucleotide messenger RNA. RefSeq names its product corticoliberin-1-like. The record is from RefSeq and is a predicted model, not a curated record. Gene Ontology annotation, cellular component: extracellular region. The coding region runs from base 123 to 584 and encodes 153 amino acids. Gene Ontology annotation, molecular function: hormone activity. NCBI's taxonomy places the organism in Eukaryota, Metazoa, Chordata, Actinopteri, Perciformes, Percidae. The transcript has 2 exons.